This is a messenger RNA of Cheilinus undulatus (humphead wrasse), 3711 nucleotides long. RefSeq names its product phosphatidylinositol glycan anchor biosynthesis, class Q (gene pigq). The coding region runs from base 120 to 2033 and encodes 637 amino acids. Lineage: Eukaryota; Metazoa; Chordata; Actinopteri; Labriformes; Labridae. Gene Ontology annotation, biological process: GPI anchor biosynthetic process. Gene Ontology annotation, cellular component: endoplasmic reticulum; membrane. The transcript is spliced from 15 exons. The record is from RefSeq and is a predicted model, not a curated record.
UGGCGCCGCUUGUUGCUUAGCUUAACUCUACUCGCUGAAAUAGAUGGAAGAAGUCGGCUGGUGUUCAGGUUAAUUUAAGAAAUCACAGACAUCGAUGCCAGCUCUGCCUCAGGCUCUUCAUGUUGUCACAACAGCAAACUGGAUCUGUGAAGGUCGAUAAAAGAGUUUCAGCUGGAGGUCGAACACCAAGCAUCAGUGGAGACAUGGUGCUGAAGAUCUUCUUCCCUCAGUGCUGUAACCGGGCGGAGAGCGGGCUGCUGGUCGGACGCUGGAUCUCUGGUCAUGACUCGGCCGUGGUGCUGGCUGUAAUCCACUACCCGUUUAUACCUGGGCAGGUGAAGCAGUACAUCCAGCAGAUGCAGGCUCAGAGUGGGGUGGAGCUGUCGGUUCUGGGCUCAUGGAGUUUACCUAAAGAGGGCCAAGAGGGGAUGGAGAGCUUCCUCAGAGACCUCAGCACCAUUUUCCCUCAGGAACGCUGGCUCCAGAUCAAACGCCAGAUGGGGAAAACAGGCUUCACCUGUGAGAUUCUCAACCGGAAUCAGAAUGGAAAGGUGGUUCAGCAGGACGCUACAAAGAAAAAGAAGAAGGCGAAACAGAAGGUUGAAGACGUUGGAGGGGAAAAAGAAGAGCAGCAGCAGGAGGAAGAAGAGGAGGAGGAGGAGGAGGAGAAGGUGAUCUUUGUCCAUUACGAGCAGAGGAAAGUGAUGCUGUCGCAGCUUCAUCCCAUUGAGAACGGAGUCCCGGACCCCAAAACUGAACCGCCAUCUGAGCUCAGACAAGUGUUUCAGACGGUGGCCCGAAGCCAGCCGCUCUUCUUCCUGGACAAAUACGACGACGGCCCGCUGAAGUCGACUCACUGGCAGUCUGAGGGUCGAGAGGCCAGCAUCAUCGUGGAGCUGCUCAAACAGGCCUCCAUACCGGUCUGCCUGCUUGUCGGCUGGCUGCUCUCCAUCUGGACCUGGAUCUGUAACAUGAGGAUCUUUAGCCUGUACCCACUUCGGUUCCUGUCCAGUAAGCUGUCCACCUGCGUCCAGGUCAGCUACAGGACUGAACACAUGAGGGCGAUCAGCUCUGUGAAACGGGCUUCAGGACACACAGAGUUCAUGAGGAAAGCAAACAUCUUGGUGUCGUUCCUGGUCGACGUGGCUCUCGGUAUGCUGCUCAUCUCGUGGCUCUACAGAGACGACCACAUCAGCACACUAGCAAACACACUGGUGCCUGCAGCAGAUCAUGUGGCUAAAGAGCUGGAGGAGCUGCUGCAGUGGCUGAUGGGAGCUCCUGCAGGGCUGAAGAUGAACCGAGCCCUGGACCAGGUCCUCGGCCGCUUCUUUCUCUACCACAUUCACCUCUGGAUCAGCUACAUCCACCUCAUGUCCCCAUUCAUCGAGGGAAUCCUGUGGUACGGCGGCCUCUCAGCCUGCCUGGGCCUGACCUUUGCCCUCUCGCUGCUCUCAGACAUGAUCGCCCUGCUCACCUUCCACAUCUACUGCUUCUACGUCUACGGAGCCAGGCUGUACUGUCUGAAGAUCUACGGCCUCUCGUCUCUCUGGAGGCUCUUCAGAGGGAAGAAGUGGAACGUCCUGAGACAGAGGGUGGACUCCUGCUCCUACGACAUGGACCAGCUCUUCAUUGGGACACUGCUCUUCACCAUCCUGCUGUUCCUGCUGCCCACCACGGCGCUCUACUACCUUGUCUUCACCCUGCUCCGUCUGGUGGUGGUGCUGGUCCAGGGCGUCCUCCACCUCAGCGUGGACUUCAUCAACUCUUUCCCUCUGUUUGCUGUCGGCCUCCGAGUCUGUCGCUCCUACAGACUGGCAGAAGGAGUGAAGUUCAGGGUUCUGUGUGAGGAGCCGGGGACGGCGCUUCACCUUCUGAUGGAGAUUAACCCUCUGAAGUGCAGCACGGUGGUCCAGACCUACCGUACCCCGACCUACAGCUGCUACCCCAAAGACUCGUGGGCCGCCCUGGUUAAGAAGCUGUUUGUCGGGGAGCUGAUCUACCCGUGGAGACACAAAACCACCAAGACGGACUGAGAGACAGCCAACAGGAGAGAGAGAGAGAGGAGCGAGCGGCGGAAAGGGAAGCAACUGAAUAAAUAAUGAGGAGGCAGAGGGACGGAGGGUGAGAGGAGGACAAGGGUAAAUCCAGGAGCCGGAUCUUUGAGUCAACGCUCCUUUCAUGAAAGUGAAGUUGCUGAGUCAACACUUUUUUCUGUUUGAUCGGAGGUUUUCUGAUCAGAGGGCGAAAGAGCAAAAAGGUGUCAGUGUCUGAGAGUUUAACGAGCAACAACACCAAUGUGAAAAACCAGCAAGUAGACACGUCCGGCUGUUUUUAAGAUCCAUUAGACUACUUCAGGUGCAGGAGGGAAAUCUGAUUUUUGCAGUCACAUUAUGAGCUGCACACGUGCUUCUUCUUUAAACCAAUUUUAGACACCGUCAUUAUGAGGUAGAAAUUUACUAAAAACAUCGUCGUCUGAAAGGGAAACGAUACUUAAGGACCAAACUAGUGUUCUCUUGUUUAGUUUUAACUGUCAGAACAUAAAGAGCUACGGCGGCAUAUUAGUGCCAUUCUAGUGAUUAAAAUAGGAGCCAUAAACUCUGAAAAACACAUAUUUUUUAGAUUUAAGGUCAUAAAUGUACAGAAAACAAUUCUGAGAUUAUAAAAAACAAGGUUUGAGUAGAGAAAAAAACCUGAUUUUCAAUAUUUUAAAGAGUAACUGAACCACCCAGUCCACUUUCCUCAGCUGUGAAUUUGUAAAUCUGAUACAGCUUCAUCUUUGGUCUGAACUGCUUAAGACUGUUUUUUAAAUUCUGUUUUGCAGAAUGGCCCUAAUAGGCUUUUGUAAACAUCCCAGUAUAAAUGAAAGUAAAUUCUAAUUCUUACAAAUUCAAUACAUGUGGCUUAAACUGAGUAUAAAGCAGCACACAGAGGCUGUAUUUAACGCUGCCUAUAAAUUAAACUUGUUUUGGGGAGUCGUGAAGCUUUCUGCCGUUUGUCUGGCCUCUGUAUUCACGGUAAAUAUGACUCCAUAUGGCGGCACCAUUGGACAGUAACCUUCACUCAAGGUCCUGUUCUAUGGUGUUUUUUUCUAUAAUUAUAGUUUAUUUGUACUAAGAGAGACGCUAGCGUUUAUGCUUUAACUGCACUGACCAUGUGAAUACCUGUAGAUUUAUAUUAUUAUUAAUUAUUAGUCAGAAUUUACUUGAAAUUAAUCUAAUGGGAUAUUUUUGUGAUCAUAUUUGUAUUAAUGAAAUGUUAAAAGUGUUUUUUGUGUUUAAUUUGUUGCCAUAUUUCCUCCAACACUGGAGAUGCUCACCUCAGACUGUUACUGAAACAUCAACAGUCCUGUGUACUGUUGAUUUUAGUUUGACAUUUUUGUCCUUUGUUAUUUUUGUGCCUCUUUAUCUCCAACCGUGUCCUUCAGCUCCUCACCAGUCUUAGUUUCUGAUGCGGUCAGUCCUUUUGUACCUGGUUAGACUGAAGAAGUCGUGACCAAUCUCUGUACUCCUUAAAGAACAAACUGUGAUUAACUUUGAUUUCUUUAAUGUGAAUUAUUAUCAUUUCUGUUCUGCCUAAAUCUUUAUGCCUAACUCUGUAGCACUAUUUCAAUCAAACUUAAGUUCCUAAAUUCUUUUUUAACCUCUGAUUUAUCGUUUACCAUUGAUCUGCCCUAAAUGUUCAAAUGAAUUUGAAUAAAUUUCUUUAUUUAAU